GAAAACGUUGUAAAGACGAUUUUUGUAUCAUUUUUUUAAUGAAACUGACCCGGACUCUAAAAAUGAAACACUCGAUAUGACACAUGUCUCACUAAAUAACAUAGGCCUAGAGAAACGUCACGCAGCAGUAUGAGCGUCUGAAUUUAGUUGAGUUGAUUGAAAUGAAUGCACAUUCUUGUCAAUGUUGAAUCUUAAUAUUAAAGUUAAAAGUAAACUUUAGUUUUUCAUAAGAAUAAUGGUUUAUCGGGUUUCCCCACGGGCAACACAUUUAGCAUGGAAUAUUCAUUUUUUUAAGGGAAUUAAAAUACGAUAUGCACAAUUACAAAAUCAGCUCGUUAACUAAUUAAAUGGCUUUCUUUGCAAUAUCAAUGGGGUAAUAAUUUACCAAAUAUGCAUGCACGCAUGUAUUUUAAGAGUAUGGGAUGUGUUUAUGAUAGAAUAAAGGCUUGUGCGAAAAUUACACGCAGGUUUGACUCUUUUGAACAAUCUUCCGCCUUUGGCGUCACAUGAAACGGUAGGAUCUCAUGAUGCAUUUAGAUGGCAUAGGAAAUAUUAACGUUCAAACCUAGAAAUUAUAUUAUCAACAAAUAUUUAGAAUCAAAUGUUAGGACACAACGACUUCUUAUUUGCUAUAUAACGUCCUGUCCGAUGUACUGCCCGCUAAAUGUGUUUUUCCAGGUUCUUCCACCCAUUUGAUCUUUCAAACUUAGACAAACUUUACGGUUUAACAAUACAACCUGAACGCAGCAUGACACAACAGAGAAGAUGGCGUGUUGUGGAAACUGUUUUUGUUGCCAAUGUUGCUGCAGAGAAGGGGAGACACGGACGCCUGAGGAGCUGACAAUCCUUGGGGAAAUCGGAGAUGAAGAAGAUGAGAUUCUACCCAGGAAAGAUUAUGAGAGUUUGGAUUAUGACCGCUGCAUCAGUGAGCCCUAUGUGGAGAUUGUGGAGGGGAUGGACAACAAGAAAGCCAAAAAGUAUGAAGCAGUACGGUGGCUGAUGAUGUUCGCUAUCGGAGUCACAGUGGGUCUGGUAGGUGCAUUGUGGGUACCUCGGUCUUUCUUUGCUCAGCCCAACCUGUUGCAGAUGACCAGCCACUCAUGUCUUCAUGUCUCUCUCAGGUGGGUCUGUUUGUGGAUUUCUUUGUUCGCCUCUUCAGCAAAAUCAAGUUUACUGUGGUCGGUGAUUGUAUCCUUUAACAUAUUGUGCACAUCAGCUGAGGUGAUGAUAAACAGAAGCUUUCAUGAAAAUAAUGGAUACUCAAAAGUUUGUGAUGUGCUGAGUGUUAGAGUCGCAGCUAGUCGUGAUAAGGUUGUAUGAGA
Molecule: messenger RNA, 1322 nt
Organism: Anarrhichthys ocellatus (wolf-eel)
Lineage: Eukaryota; Metazoa; Chordata; Actinopteri; Perciformes; Anarhichadidae
Product: chloride transport protein 6-like
Exons: 4
Coding region: 766-1320 (184 amino acids)
Biological process (GO): chloride transport
Cellular component (GO): lysosomal membrane; intracellular membrane-bounded organelle
Molecular function (GO): voltage-gated chloride channel activity
Source: RefSeq, a predicted model, not a curated record